Eutrema salsugineum is the source of this 1089-nucleotide messenger RNA. RefSeq names its product tetraspanin-10. Gene Ontology annotation, cellular component: plasmodesma; plasma membrane. Gene Ontology annotation, biological process: auxin-activated signaling pathway. Bases 245 to 1039 code for a protein of 264 amino acids. The transcript has 11 exons. Lineage: Eukaryota; Viridiplantae; Streptophyta; Magnoliopsida; Brassicales; Brassicaceae. The record is from RefSeq and is a predicted model, not a curated record.
CCCCAUCAUCGAUAACUGAAACUAAGCAUGAGCUGUUUUUAUCAUAUUGACGAAAAUACCCUCCAUUCAUUUUCGUUCUUCUUCUUUUCGAUUAUAGACCCACGAGAAGUUUAAAUUCUCACUGACCCAUUUGUUUUCUUGCAAUCUUUCGCAGCUGAACCAAAAAGUUUGCAUCUUUCUUUAAUUCAUUUUUUGUUUUCUCUCUUUCUUUGGAAGGUUUUCUAAAAUCAAGAAGUUUGAAAAAAUGGGUAUGGGCACAAGCACUUUCGUUAUCAGAUGGGUCAAUCUUCUUACAAUGCUAUUGGCUGUGGCAGUGAUUAUAUUUGGUGUGUGGAUGAGUACACACAAUGAUGGAUGCAGAAGGUCACUUACAUUUCCAGUCUUAGCACUUGGUGGUUUCAUUUUCUUGAUAUCCAUAAUCGGGUUUCUUGGUGCGUGCAAGAGAAGUGUGGCGCUUCUUUGGAUUUAUCUUGCCGUGCUCCUGAUUGUUUUGAUUGCGAUUCUUGUUUUUACCGUGUUAGCGUUCAUUAUAACAAACAACGGGUCUGGACAUAGUAACCCUGGUUUAAGGUACAAGGAGUAUAAGCUGAAUGAUUACAGCUCAUGGUUUCUAAAAGAGCUUAACAACACCAAUAACUGGAAAAGACUAAAGAGUUGUCUUGUUAAAUCUGAGCAAUGUAGGAAGCUUUCCAAGAAAUACAAGACCAUUAAACAGUUGAAAUCCGCAGAAUUAACCCCAAUAGAAGCUGGAUGCUGUCGACCACCAUCUGAGUGUGGUUAUCCUGCGGUGAAUGCUUCUUACUAUGACUUGAGCUUUCAUUCGAUAAGUUCUAACAAAGAUUGUAAGCUUUACAAGAAUUUGAGGACCAUCAAGUGCUACAAUUGUGAUUCUUGCAAAGCUGGAGUAGCUCAGUACAUGAAAACCGAGUGGAGACUGGUUGCGAUAUUCAAUGUGGUUCUGUUCGUUGUCUUGUCAAUGGUUUACUUUGUCGGGUGCUGCGCGAGAAGGAAUGCUGCUAGUAACCAAUCCAAAGCUUAGAAAGUGAAGCCCUUUGAAAAAAAAAAACUCAUACACUGGAUUCUCUGAAA